This is a messenger RNA of Scheffersomyces coipomensis, 763 nucleotides long. RefSeq lists its product as uncharacterized. The transcript is spliced from 2 exons. NCBI's taxonomy places the organism in Eukaryota, Fungi, Ascomycota, Pichiomycetes, Serinales, Debaryomycetaceae. Bases 139 to 672 code for a protein of 177 amino acids. The record is from RefSeq and is a predicted model, not a curated record.
GUUUUUGAUGAAAUUUAAAAAAUGGCUGCCCCUUUGAUUUUAACAAUGCAGUUUUAAACAAUUUGGUCAACGUAUUCAUCCAAUUAGAAACCAAUCAAUUGAAGUCAAUCAAUUAAUCAAACCAAAUCGAAUCAAAUCAUGUCAUUCCCAAUCCCAGAGCAAGCUAAGAAUUUCUUAGCUGACAUUGACCACAGAACCAGUGGAAAUACAGUUUUACAUCAAUUUGAAGCUCAAACUGGUUUACCAAGAUCAUAUGCUGUGUUAGGAUUCGUUGCUGUUUAUUUCGUAUUAAUAUUUUUAAACGUUGGUGGUGUUGGUCAACUUUUAUCUAACAUUGCUGGAUUUGUCGUUCCAGGUUAUUAUUCUUUACUUGCUUUAAGUACUGUUUCUAAAAAUGAUGAUACUCAAUUAUUAACUUAUUGGGUUGUAUUUGCCUUUUUAAAUGUUAUUGAAUUCUGGUCAAAGGCUAUCUUAUACUGGAUUCCAUUCUACUUUUUAUUCAAAACUAUCUUUUUACUUUAUAUUGGUAUCCCAGCUUUUGGAGGUGCUACUACUGUCUAUCUUAAUAUUAUUAAACCAUUCGCUGAACAAUAUAUCUUAGCUGAAGGUGCUGGUAUUGCUAAGAAGCUUGAUGAAGCCGCUGAAGGUAUUUCAUCUGGUGUUGAAUUAUAAGUUUAAUUUAUAGUGAUCGGAAAAAUGUGAGAUGAAACAAUUUGCUAUUUAUCUAUCUUUAAUUCAUUAUUUUAUAUAUGUUAUCAUAUUA